UCUUGUAAAGUGACUAGAACUGGCAGAGAUGGGUGCGAGAAGCACACGGCGAGAGCGCUGGCGGUAGGUGGUGCACCUACCGUAGCCUCGUGACUCUUGAGGUACCGUCGUGAUACCGUCGUGCGACCAUCGUGCGACCAUCGCGCGACCAUCGUGCGACUGUUGUCACAGUAACGUUUGUACUUUGACACCUUUCCAAUCAUGGCGGACGAUAACACUGUCAUAGAAGGCACUGUUAAAUUUCGGGACGGAAAAAAGUGGAAGUCUCGCUGGUGCGUGAUGAGGAAACUGUCUCCGGUCGCAGACUGCGUUCAUCUACAAGUUUACCGGGACUCUAAAGCCCGAUGGGGCGGUGCAGCGAGCAAAGCUUCCCUCUCAUUGCAACAGUAUCUCGGCUGCGAGGUCGGUUUCACUCUCGACAAACACUCACACACGAUCGCUCUGCUCUGCCGAGACUUUACUGCAGUUCUAGCUUUUGAAACACGUGAACGGCUAAUACAGUGGCAGGUUAAAGUUAACGCUCAACUAGGUGAAGCGAUACAACAUCUAGUGUUAGUGGGUUCUGCGAGUGGGUCGGCAACCGGCAAGCGACUGCCUGCUGGUCCGGCUCGACUACAUCUCCAUCAAAGUAGAUUUGCACUAACAUCUGGUGUACCUCCAAGACUUCUCGGAGUGUGGGAGAUUGCACAUCUGAGACGGUAUGGCGUCGUCGAUGGUAGAUUCUGUUUUGAGGGUGGUUCGCACUGUGGGAAAGGUGAAGGACUACAUGUGUUACUUACCGAUCAAGCAACUAAAAUUGCAAAAGAUUUUGAUUUAGCUUCUAGGGGUCAAUUGUCACCUAGACGGCGCCCACUGGAUAACAGAAAAAAUGAAGGUUUAAAUAGUCCUACAUCGAGCAAGUCAUUAAAAAAGGCUGAUCUUCGAAGAUUAGAACUUAAUACCAUUGAUCGAUCUCUUCCGCCUUCUGAUUUACGUCUGUAUGAAGAUCCGUGUCUAGAUGAAAUAGGUGCAAUAUCACCUUACUGGCCUUCCGCUGAGAGAACAAAUAUUAACGAAAUGGGUCUAGGCGAUACGGUAUCUGUAAAUGAAAACUUCGAUGGAACAGAUAUGAACCCAUGGAAUGGCAAUGGGAAUGUUAUGCUAGAAAGAUGUAUGAGCUGUAUAUCAAAAUUAGGUGCUUUAUCUAGAUCAUCUACCGCUGCUUUAACACCAGGUGCAAAACAUUUCAGUCCUGCUUGGACUAUGGAAGCGGUGGAUGAAACAAACAAUGAUGUUUCUACAAAUGAUGCACUUGGUUGCAAUGAAUUAAAAACACGUAAAGGAAAUCAGGUAGAAGAAGUUUGUCGAUGUUCGUCAGAACAGCCUCCUGAUCGUCCCCCGAAGCCUUCUAAAUUAGAGUUAAAUAUUACCAGAAAACCACCAAUGCCGUUACCAAUAAGAUCAUUCAGUCACGCACAGCUAUCAUCGAUUGGAGAAAACACUACAACGAAUGUCGAUCCUUAUGAUAAUUAUGACGUACCAAAAAUACCAUCUACCGAGAUUGACGGGGAGUAUUAUGACACGCCAAAACGACUGAAAGAAUGUCUUAAUAACGAACUUUUCAAAAUAACUAAAAGUUCCACUACUAAUAUUCUUAUACUAAAGAAACCUUGUGGAUGCUUAUUAAAGUUGGGUAAGAAAGUAAAGCAACCUACAAUUGUAGAUACCGAUGAGAAUUUACAACCAGUUAGUUGUCCUUGUCAGAGAGUAACAGAUUGGGCAAACAAUUGGAUUAAACUUCCAUAUUGUAAAAGAAGUGUAGAGGAAAAGGAAACAACAGUGCCGAACAAGGAAAAUUUAAAACCAAACAUAAAUGAACGUAGUGCAUUAUAUGCAACUGUAGAUCUUUCUCGCAAAACAAAAAGGAAAGCUCAAGAUAUUUAUCUAUAUACUGAGAAUCAAAUGACACACAGUCGAGAUUCAAAUUCCAUUGAAGUAGAUGAAGGACCUCAUGCUAACUAUGAAAAUUUAAAUUUUGCGCUUUCCUUAGAACAUUAUGAAAAUGCCAAAGAUCUUUUAAGAAAAGCUGGCGUCACACAGUCAGAACUUGAUGCGCUAAGUUCUAAUUUGAGACCAAUGAUGUGUCUAACCACGAUAGGGGAUAAACCAAUGUGUAGAAAAUGUGGUCACCCACAAGACUGUGGCCCUAAUCACAGAAAAAAAACCAAUGACGAAUAUCUAAUGAUGGAACCAAAUUCAUUAGAAAACAAUAAAAGUGAACCGGAAAAAUCACUGCCUUCUGGGUAUACUCCAAUGUCGCCAAUAGGAACCUUUGGUUUUCAUACUUUAAAAUACCCAACAAAAAGUCCUAUUAAUAGACUGCUUGACGAAAAGUCAGCUAGUAACCCAACAUUAUGUGGUCCUGAAAAGACUCAGCCUAGUAUGACCUCUGUAGGAGAACAUAUAGAGCUACGUCCUGCUCACAAUCGUCCUGAAUAUCGAAAACGUUCAAGUUCAGCUGAUUCUUCAAGAUUUCUUGAUGAUGUUAAGGAAUUUGAUGGAAGUGUAGGUAGCAGAGGUUCAGCGUCUUCUAUAGAAACUUUACGUGAUAUAGGAAUUCGCGAAACAAGUGCAACGUGCGAUUGUGCUACCAGUAAACAUUCAGAUGCUGAUAGCUCUGAAGCAUCUAAAGUAAAGGCUGGCAUAACAGUUACAGCUGGUGGAAAUAGGGAUUCAUCAAGUUCUAAUGAUUCAGGAGUUUCGAGUUGGUCAUUGCGUGGAGAAGCAGCGCCUGGCGCUGCAGAUUUUGAACUUCCUGCAACUACAGCAGCAACAAGACGUCGAUACCGUACUGCCAGGAGGGCCAUCGACUCUCCAAGAAGCACACCUGUUCGACGCUCAAGAUCUUCUGGAGGUACAAGAAAUUCCCCCCCGGCAACGCACAAGUGUUGUUCUGCCGAGGCAGAAGUUCCAGUUCUCAAUGUUAAGCCAUUAAGAGUAGUUAUGGAUACAAAUAGUACGUCCAGCGGUACCUCUGAUAUGUCAGACUACAUCGAGACGCUGUCUAUUUGUUCUUCACAUUCAUCAUCUGAUACACCAAUCACUAUGAGGGUAUUGCGUCAGACGACGAGCACUCUGCGUCCGCGUUCUGGCAAAGAAUAUCAGCCGCUGGCGCCUCGGCUUGCUGCGGGUCUGCGAUCCACUCAGCCACAACACUAUUCCAACCUCCCUUAGAUUUAUGGCACAUCUCAAUUCCAACUCGUAACGAGUGAAUUAGAUUUUAUAUAUCUACACCUUGUCGACUUCAUAAAGGUUUCCUGCUCGUAUUAAAGUAAACAAGGCUGGAGAAAUAAUUUUGUACUGAUUAUAAUUUAUAAUCUUAUUAUUAUCUAUUGUAACUAGUCAUACGAUGAAUUAAUUCUAGUCUCCUUAAUUUAUCUCAUCACAUCCGAUAGCGAGAGCUUUAUGUACUAUUAUUAUGUGUAGUACGAUAACAACCCACACUUCAAACCUGUCAUCAUUUUGUCUUAAGUACGAUCCGUCCAAGGCUGUCCCCCGGGUGAGUUAUACCUUAGUACAAGCCAAGCUAAAUGCUGCACAUUGCAACGUUUUUUAGUCAUAAAUUUUCGUCAAUAUUAUAAGAUUGAAAAUUAGUGAAAGAAAAUCGUAAAAAGCGUUAGCUUUUAGCUUGAGAAUAUACUAAGGAUAUUGUUUUAUAGCUACAUCUGUCACUUGUGUCCUUGCUUGAUAUUUUGUAUCCAUUUGUAUAAUAUGAACAUGCCUUGUAGUCUCUAUGGCCUGAGAUGGAGAGUUGAGCCUUGAAAUUUAUUUUCGUUAUAUUUAGGUAACUGUAAUAAUGAUAUUAUUAUUGUAAUAUAAUGAUGGACAUUUUCUAAAAUUAUCAUAUUUGAUUACUUGUGAUAUCUGUAUUUUAAAGGAAUUUUUCCAUAGAACUUCUUGUGCCAAAUUAUGACAUACAAUUAUAUAAAUACAAUUGAAAAUCGAUUUGGGAAACAGUACGAAUUAUAUGACAGGUUAUUAUUACAGCGAGACGUUUAGUACAUCGUCUUCGUUUGCAAACAUUUAAGACAGUCUAGUUAAUUGAUUUAAUUCCUUAUUUAUUCUUAAAGUAUUUGU
Messenger RNA from Danaus plexippus (monarch butterfly), 4116 nucleotides. RefSeq lists its product as uncharacterized. Gene Ontology annotation, biological process: neuromuscular junction development; positive regulation of protein tyrosine kinase activity. Gene Ontology annotation, molecular function: protein kinase binding. The record is from RefSeq and is a predicted model, not a curated record. The coding region runs from base 202 to 3213 and encodes 1003 amino acids. NCBI's taxonomy places the organism in Eukaryota, Metazoa, Arthropoda, Insecta, Lepidoptera, Nymphalidae. The transcript has 9 exons.